AUGUCCGGGCGGAGCGCCCUCCUUAGCAGCUCCCUGCGCCGAUGCGCAUGUACACUCAACUCGAGUUCAAGCUCGAGCAUCGCCGCAAGCGCGAGGACGUCGCAGCGACGAUGGGCGCGGGUGCAUGAUGUGCGGUUCGUCACGACGCAGCACCAGGCCGAGAAGGUGCUGGAUCGGUACCGUGCGAAGCUGGAGGAGAAGGCGAGAGCGGAAGGACACGAUUCGGUCUCAUCAUUGAAGGAAUCGUACAAAGAGAAGAUAUCGGAGGUGAAGAAGAAAGCUGCUACACUGCCGACUGGCAGCCCCGGUGUUGCAUCUUCUUCUCCUCGGGGAGAAACCUCUACCUCUACUUUCGCACAACCUCCGCCUCCGCCCCCGUCACCACAGACUGGGGCGACAAUGCAGAAUCAACCUACGGAAACGAAGAAACAAUCUUCCUCCAAUGUCCCGGGUAUCAAGCCUCUGUCCUCAUAUCUCGACCUCGACAAAAUCGCUUCCUUGCCGAAUAAAGAGGUAGAGUACAUCUGGAGGCUGCGGCACGCCAAUGAUCCUUUGUCAUUAUGUGCAGUCAUUCCCCUGGAGACAUACGAGCGUAUCUACCGAACAGCUCGGAGCCAUCCACAGUUUGUCCUCCCCUUACCGCGACCGGCAGCAGAUGACGGCAGCGGCGAUGUUGCACAGUCUGCACAAGGUUUCGAAGGUGGUGAACGCUCAGCGGCCGAUAUCCAUUUCCUUCAGUGGGGGUUUCAUCCUCCCGCCGGUCAACCUGCAGCUCCCGAUGCAAAGACGGCAAACACUCAUACAAGCACCGUCCUGUUCACACACCUGGCGGCAUUCAAACUUCAUGGAACAUAUGCACAGCCACAUACCGCAAUAACGCAUCACUUGGAUUUAGUCGACUCCCAUGGCUUAGUUCUGUUGAAUGGGUCUGUCACCGAAGGGCGAGGGGUCAGUGUGGAGGAGGGUAGGUGGUUGUUGAUGUGCCUGCAGAAGUUUUACGACAAUGAAGGUCAUGGGGGUGGCAUCGGCCGUGAAAAACGACAGGGAUUGUUGCAGAAAUUCAGCUCCGGCGAUCAAGGAUUCAGCCUCGAGGAAUUGAUUGACGAAGCGGAGAGAAUUUCGUGA
This is a messenger RNA of Exophiala aquamarina CBS 119918, 1125 nucleotides long. RefSeq lists its product as uncharacterized. Lineage: Eukaryota; Fungi; Ascomycota; Eurotiomycetes; Chaetothyriales; Herpotrichiellaceae. Gene Ontology annotation, biological process: mitochondrial proton-transporting ATP synthase complex assembly. Bases 1 to 1125 code for a protein of 374 amino acids. The record is from RefSeq and is a predicted model, not a curated record. Gene Ontology annotation, cellular component: mitochondrion. The transcript has 2 exons.